Molecule: messenger RNA, 687 nt
Organism: Rotaria sp. Silwood1
Lineage: Eukaryota; Metazoa; Rotifera; Eurotatoria; Philodinida; Philodinidae
Source: the annotation of a GenBank genome assembly
AUGUCAUCGGCAUAUGGAAAAAUUGAUCGACCAAAAGAAUAUGACUCAUCGAAAUUAGAAUUAUUACUUCCAAUAGAAAAUACAACUAAAUCUAAUCAAUUAGUAUCCGUUCAUUCAUUAACUACUGUUCUAAAACAAUUAGAAGAUGAAUCAAAAUUAAUAUGCUAUUUACAAUCUUUAUUAAACAAAGAAAUUGAAGUUGGAAAUACUUAUCCACAAAAAUUUCCACUUAAUUUAUCUGAAUUCAAGAAUUAUUUCUUAUGUGGAGAAGCUUUCAUUGUUAUUAAUAGUGGAAAAAAAUUAUCAAUCGAUAUUUUUAAUAAUCUAGAAAAAGCCAUAUUAGGUACAUUUUAUAUUAAACCAAACUUUCCUGGUCGAUGUUCUCAUAUCUGCAAUGGAGGAUUUAUCACUUCGGAUAUAUAUCGAAAUCAAGGCGUUGCUAAAAUCAUGGCAUUAGCUUUCAUUGAAAUUGCUCCAUUAUUAGGUUAUAAAGCUUCAAUGUUUAAUUUAGUAUUUGCAAAUAAUACACCUAGUGUUCAUCUUUGGAGAUCAUUAGGAUUUCAAGAAAUUGGAAGAAUUCCAAAUGCUGGUUAUCUUAUCAAAAAGAAAGAAACGACAGAACAAACCAAUGCAGAAGUAGAAGAAGAAUUUGUGGAUGCCAUUAUGUUUUACUAUAGUUUUACUUAA